UGUGCUAAAACAAGAGCUCAGUGUCAGGGACUGAGCAUUUCCCUGAGGACGGUCUACAAACAAACAUCGAGCUGUUGGAUCAUUUUGAAUCUAUGUGAAAGGACGUAAUCAAAUUGUUGAUCUCUACACAAACUACAGUAAUCAUGCAGUGGUACUUGUUCUUUCUUACUGUGAUGGCUCAGAAUCAUCUGAUGGUUUGUCAGCUCUAUCAGUAUCACUAUGUUAACGAGGAAAAAACUUGGAAAGAAGCUCAGCAGUAUUGCAGUCAGAAACACACUGACCUGGCCACAGUGACUAACAUGAAGGACAUGAAGAGACUCAUCAGUGUCUCACUAGGAGAUAUAAAGGAAGCUUGGAUUGGUCUGUAUGAUCAAACAAAUGCACAGAGAUCAUGGCACUGGUCUCUGCCUGGAGUGGAGUUCAAUGAAAGAGAGACAAAAUGGGCAAAAGAUGAACCAAAUAAUAAGGGAGCUGGAGGCCAAAAAUGUGGGAUAACAUGGAAAGAAUCUGAUCUUUUUUCCAAGUGGGGAGAUUUAUCCUGUAAUGAAAAGCAUAAUUUUCUCUGCUAUAGCGAAAAUGAUUCAUCACAGAAAUAUCACUUGAUUUAUGAAUCAAAGAACUGGACAGAAGCUCAGAGUUACUGUAGACAGAAACACACAGACCUGAUCAGUGGAUUGAAGCAGCUACAGGAUGGAGAAGUGAACAAGGGGUUAAAUUUAGCGACUGCAAAUUCAAGAUACAUCUUUACUGGUCUGUUUAGUGACACCUGGAUGUGGUCAGAUGGAAACAGUUCCUCCUUCAGACACUGGAAUCUGAAGUUUAAUAAUCAGAAAAUCAACAGUGGUCAAUGUGCCAUGACUGUGUUUGAUGAUGGAGGCAGAUGGAAGAAUGAGAACUGUGAUGAAAGAAAACCCUUCCUCUGUUAUGAUGAUAACGUGGUCCUGGUAAAAGAUAGUAAAACCUGGGAAGACGCCUUGAACCACUGCAGAGAUCACCACCAUGACCUGGUCACCAUCACCAACAUGGGUGAUCAGAGAUGGAUCGAGAAGAAAGUCAAGGAGGCAUCGACUGAUUAUGUCUGGAUUGGACUGAGCUACGCCUGCACUCUGGAUUUGUGGUUCUGGGUCAGUGACGAGGAGGUCCGUUACAACAACUCGGCCCAAAAUGAACCGAUGGACGACUGUGACAUGUCUGGAGCCAUGGAGAAAGGAGGAAAACACCUAUGGUUUAAAAAAAAUGAUACUGAGAAAUUUAACUUCAUCUGUUCUAAGAAUACGCGAGGAGAAUAAGUGUGAAUGCUGACAAGUGACAGUAUCACAAUGAAAUGAUUGAAAAUAGUAGCUUGUAUUUUGUUUUUGUUUUAUUCAUAUGUAAAUUAUUUUUACCCAAGCAAAAUGGUAAAGUCUAUCCUAACCUAAUCCUAAUGAAAGAUUCAUUAAAUUGAAAAAGAUCUGAUGUUCUGAUUUCUACUGUUUGUAUUUUUCUCAAGCUGCUCUUCUUUUAUUGGUCACUAUCAUAAAAUAUCUUGUUUAAGUAUGUUUGAAAGGAGAAAAAACAAUAAAUACUUACCU
Poecilia latipinna (sailfin molly) is the source of this 1571-nucleotide messenger RNA. Its product is annotated as C-type mannose receptor 2-like. The record is from RefSeq and is a predicted model, not a curated record. Lineage: Eukaryota; Metazoa; Chordata; Actinopteri; Cyprinodontiformes; Poeciliidae. The transcript is spliced from 5 exons. The coding region runs from base 144 to 1289 and encodes 381 amino acids.